AUGGCUCCGAAGCCCUCUCAACCGCCUAAUUUAUCAUCGGCUUCAGGAUCACCUAAUCUUGCCUCAAAAAGAAAUCGAGCAUCGCGGUCAGAUGAUGAAGAGAUUAAUUCCACAUCCCGCAAGCAGCAUAGGAGGGUUUCCAAAGCAUGUGAACGCUGCCGCCUGAAGAAGACCAAGUGUAAUGGGGAAAUGCCAUGUCAACGGUGUACAGAUGACGGAGUUGCCUGUUGUGAAGGAGCUCGAAAGAAAAGUGGAUCUAAAACUGUUGCCGAGAGCUGUGUUGAACUACUCGAAUACCAGCAAACUAAGCUUAUCGCUGGUCAUCUUAAAAUGUAUCAAAUUAUGGUGGAAACCGGAACCUGGUCUUUCGGGGAAGUGAGAAGAAAUGGUCGAGGUGUUCCCGUUGUCCACGAUAUUCUUGAAAAAUUAGGAGUCAUGCGAUGUAGUAAAGAUCUUCCUAACGGUUUCCCCGAAAGUCCCGACGAAAAUCGGGCACUUCGAGGACAACUUGAGGCAACUCGAGAUCAGAAAAAGCACCGAGAGGAGCACGAAUUCCGCAAGAGAUCACACCUUGAACAGGCCCCACCUUCAUUGGUACACACAGACCGUGAGAGUAGUGUAGACAGUAGUCGUUCUAGUUUCAGCGGAACAACUAAAAAUUCCAUCGAAUUGGAACACAAGUAUACGCCUCCCGCUUUAAUAGUAAAUUCACUUUCUAAUUUCGAGCAACAAAACGAACCACUACCUCCGAAUAAAUGCACUUCGUUCAAAUAUUCAGUAAAUCCUGCUGAUAGUAAGAAUCUAUCUGCUAUGACUCUCCCUAGUUCGACCAACGUUACUUUAGCAAGCGACAUUUGUGGUAAUACUCCAAUGACAGAUAGGCUCAAGAAUAUGCCAAGUUAUCAUCAAUGGAAUCGAAUAGGACUAAAUUCAUCAACUGAACCUGCACCUACUCAAUUCAUGACACAGGUUACAGCACCAUUUAGUGAUAUCCAUGUAUACAACGCCAUGAAUCAUCAAAACACAUCCUUUAAUGCGUUACCGAUGCUAGGUUCUGAAUUUCUUCAACCAAUAAAUAUUAAUAUGGAAAUGGUUCCAACAGUUAUGAAAUAUUCAUUCGACCCAUACAUGGGCUAA
Messenger RNA from Blumeria graminis f. sp. triticale, 1137 nucleotides. Lineage: Eukaryota; Fungi; Ascomycota; Leotiomycetes; Helotiales; Erysiphaceae. The record is from the annotation of a GenBank genome assembly.